Messenger RNA from Paecilomyces variotii, 1092 nucleotides. RefSeq lists its product as hypothetical. The coding region runs from base 1 to 1092 and encodes 363 amino acids. The transcript has 3 exons. The record is from RefSeq and is a predicted model, not a curated record. NCBI's taxonomy places the organism in Eukaryota, Fungi, Ascomycota, Eurotiomycetes, Eurotiales, Thermoascaceae.
AUGCUCUGGACUCGUCUCCUGCUCAGCGGCCUCGCCUUGGCCUCGGGCCUGGUCGACGCCCGUGCCAUUGUCGAGAAACUGGGCUUCGACUUCACGCCCAACCUUCUCGCGCGAGAAUUCCUGAAUAUCACGUCUCCUCUGAAGCCGUUGGAAUCCAGCGGCAUCACCAGCAACCCGCGCUGCAACCCACCAUGCGGUGCUUGCGGCAGCUCCUGCUCGAUCUCGUCAGCCUUCAAGAAGCGGAGCCUGGUUGAUGCGGUGGUCUCCAACACCACCUCAGCACCAGAGACGACAAACAGAUUGGUCAAGCGUGUGCUCCCGAACGUCCAGCAAGAGGAAAUCGGCAGAUACCUAACACGGGCUAUCUCACGCCUCAAGAACCCGUACAGGCACAGGAACACCAACCAGAUCAGUCUUGCAUAUGCCAAGAAAGAGUUUUCCGACUACACGGAAAGCGAUGUCCUCAACAUCGGUUCGGAACAGCUCACCGGCUGCACGGUGAUCACGCUCGUCUCAAGAGAGGCAGUGUACAUGGUCUGUCCCAAAAUGUCCGCCUUUCCGUUCCUUUCUCUCUCUAACAGGCUCUGCAAGGCGCACAUCUGGGAGACUUUGGCUUUCAUUCCCAACUGGAAGAAAGACCCCAAUGACAGUGACAUCGAUGAGGAUGCCGCCUUUGAGGAGAACUGCAUCAACCUUCUCACCAAGAAGAGGAACAGAUGGAAGGCCAAAGGCACGCCUAUCACGCCGGAACUGUACGCAGGUAAGACUCCGUACCUGUUCAUCAUGACCCCGCGCGCGGAUCCGGAUCUGGACGACGCCGGCAAUGCGCAGGUUCCCUCCUUCGAUCAGCAGCGGUACCCGGGACGCAUUGCCACCAUCGUGAGCACCAUCAGAGAUCGGCUGGGCGAACAACCAACCGUAGUUUUCUACAAUUAUCUGCCGCCGGAGGAGGAGGACGACCCCGCCGAGACCUCGUACCAGGGGAAGGUGCUGUUUGAGUUGGAUGCCAACGCAGAUGGUAACGGCCGGGCCAACUUCCGCCUCUGGUACGAGGAGGCCACGGAGAACGGAUGGGAUCUAGGGCUGAUGUGA